AUGCAGCUUCUUCCUCCAUUUCUUAUCAUUUUAGUAGCAUUAUUUAGCACGUGUUCAUCGGCUAGGGUUUUCAGCAGCUUUUCACAAAACAAUAAUAUUGCAAAUGGAAGUGAAGGUUCCUUAGUUACAAGCAAAACCGUUACAGUUGACAAGUCUGGCCAUGGAGAUUUCUAUACCAUACAAGCUGCCAUUGAUUCAAUACCUUCUCUCAAUACUCAAUGGGUUACAGUCCAAAUUUCGCCUGGCAUAUACAAAGAGCAGGUACAAAUUCCAAUAGACAAACCUUUUAUUUUUCUUAACGGAAUCAAGGGACGUGAACAAACAAUUAUCACUUUCGAUGCCAAUGCAGAAACAGAUACAAGUGCCACAUUCACCUCUUCCUCAGCCAAUGUUGUUGCUCAGGGCAUUACCUUCGAGAACUCUUUCAAUCAUGUAACAACUGCACCAGCUAUACAAUAUGUGGCUGGAAACGGAAAUACCAUAAAACCAGCAGUAGCAGCAAGGAUUUUAGGUGACAAAUCUGCAUUUUUCGAAUGUGGUUUCAUAGGUCUUCAAGAUACAUUGUUUGAUGCUCAUGGUCGCCAUUACUUCAAAUCCUGCUAUAUUGAAGGCGCUAUUGAUUUCAUUUUCGGUUUUGCCCAAUCUUAUUAUGAGGACACUAUGAUAAAUGCUACAGUUGGGACAUUAACAAAAGAAAUUGCAAUAGGAUUUAUAACAGCACAGGGUAGAGGUUCGUCUAGUGACUCCGGUGGGUUUGUAUUCAGAGGAGGAUUGGUAUAUGGGAAUGGUGGCCAAGUUCUCUUAGGUAGAGCUUAUGGUCCUUAUGCAAGAGUGGUCUUUAUAGAAACAAAAUUUGAUGCUGUGGUAGCUCCUCAAGGAUGGAAUGCUUGGAAAAGCAGUGGCCACGAGAAUAACAUAAUUUUUGCGGAGGUUAAUUGUCAAGGACCAGGAUCGGAUACUUCCAAGCGAGUUACAUGGGAGAAAAAGUUAAGUGAAUCAGAGCUAAAGGAAUAUUCAAAAUCAUCCUUCAUUGAUGAAGAUAUGUGGACUUCCCAUCUACCUAUACCAAACACUUGA
Molecule: messenger RNA, 1077 nt
Organism: Ziziphus jujuba (common jujube)
Lineage: Eukaryota; Viridiplantae; Streptophyta; Magnoliopsida; Rosales; Rhamnaceae
Product: putative pectinesterase 52
Exons: 5
Coding region: 1-1077 (358 amino acids)
Biological process (GO): cell wall modification
Molecular function (GO): pectinesterase activity
Source: RefSeq, a predicted model, not a curated record